GAGACAGAAAGGCGUCGUUAUUUUGUUGAUAGAUAUGAAAAGACGAGACUUUCGGUCGAAGAGGAAUAUUUUCAAUUUUCUAUAAUAUACGGCGUCUUGGUUGCUUUUUCAGGGUGACAUUGACAAAGGAACCCACUGACUAGACUGCUAUCAAGAGCUGUCGGACACGUUUAUGUCUCCCAGUCGUGUACGUGUGCCUGGAGGCCUGAGUGGAAAAAUGGUUAUAGGUAGUUGAAUGGUCGAAGCGUGCGGAGAGGAAUUUCGGGAAUCGACCAUCCGUGUAAAGUUGUGCGGAUGAUGUGGUUAAAUGGAUCUUUCACAUCCACUUCCUCGCGCGGUUGUUUUCCUGUGUGGUAGAUUUUACAGAAUACCCGGCUGUGGAGAAUACUAGCGGUUCGCCAGUCUUGUUCCCAAGACCUUCGACUGGUGGUCGUGAUAUCUUCAUCACUGGAGCAUCACUGUCAUGGGAUCAAAUUAAAACAAACGGACUUCGUCUGUAAUACAGGUCUGACGCAUCUCUGGGGAGCUCUUAUCUCUGUCUGAACUGUUACCGCGAUGACACAAUGGGGACGGACGGUAUAAGGGGACGUGCCGUGGAUCUCGGAUGACGGCACCAUCCGAGGAAGAUGCCGGACUGCAGACCACAGUUCUUUGUCUCAUCGAGGGGGAACUGCCUCGUAUGUUCACGAAGACCGCAUCGCCAUUCUGUAGCAGCACUGUUAUUUGUGAUGGUCGCCAGUCUCCUAACACUAACAGGUGCAUUCAAGAGUAGCGUAGAGGAAUGUAUUACAGGAGUGUGCCUUAACGGGGGUACCCUUAAGGAAAACGGGACUUGUGUGUGUCCUGAGAAGUUUAAGGGUGCGUGUUGUGAAAGUGUUAAGAUAUCCUCCGUCCCACUGACACCGUUGACUAGGAGGAGUGCAGCCACAGCGCCAAUAUGUGAGGAGUGCUUCAAUGGUGGAACCAGGUACUACAGCCACGUGCAUGCCGGGUACAAGUGUCUCUGCCCACCGUAUCACGAUGGGACCUGCUGUGAAGUUCAAGAAGGAUCCUAUAACAGCAAUGCCCAGAUGUACCUAUGGAUGAGUGUGGCAACAUCAGGGAUCGUCCUGUUGUUGGUGUGUCUGUGUGUUCUCUGCGGCUGCAAGAGACUGGACUGACGGCACUGGAUUGGAAUCAGUGAAUUAGUACAUCCAGACAGCCACCCAGGAGCAAGACCCAAAGUGCGUCUAUGUGUCCUUUGCGGCUGCAAGAGACUGGACUGAUGGCAAUGGAUUGGAGUCAAUCAAUUAGUACAACCACUAUUUUUUUCUUUACUCAACGGUCACCAGUAGCAAGACCCAAAGGCCACGUCAGGGUUACAGGUUUAAUACCCGAGGAGGGCUGAACAACUCUUCUCACUAACUCAGAAACUUCAUGAUUGAAGCUUGACUCACUGAGUAAGGACAGAAGCAGCAGUUAUGAAGACUGCUCGGGAAACUACCUUUGGCAUGUACAUAGCGCAUCAACUUUGCAAGACUCUCAAGAUCUAACUCCAAGUGAUGAUCAUAGCAAUACAUUGAAGAGGCUGUCUUCGGAUUGACCCACAAAGUGAUUCAGAAUAAAACAUGGAGACAGGAGGACAUGAUUUAUGCACAAGUGGUGUAGACUUAUUGACUCUUCUCCUUGCAAAAGGAAGAAACCAAUUACUAGUAUAUUUGACUAUUUAGACUAAUGUAUGGCUUUGCAAGGAUCUUUUUUAUUUGAUCCGACUUGCCAGAGUGGCAGGAAGAAGAAUUCAGAGGUGGAAGAAGUAGUCAUUAAUCAGAUGUGAUAGUCCAGGUCAUGAAAGUAGCUAAUAAUAUAUGUGUAGGUAUUGUUUUUGGUCUGUCAGUUUGCUUGUGUUUUCAGAGUUAUAUCUUUUCCACAUGCUAGUUUCAUGUUCAGGUUCUUAGUGUGUUUGUUAUGGUUUGUGGCUGUACUGUUGCAGUUUGUCAACACGUAGCUGUUAAGGAUGUAUUGAAAGAAACUUAAUAGCUGUAUAAAAGUUCAUGCUUCCGAUUCUGUUACAUCAGUGCCUGCAUGUAAUUCAUAUCAGUGUAAGAGUAUCAGAAACAUGGUAUAUUCUAAAGCAAUACUCUUAAUAAAAGACCAAGCUGACUACUUUGGAGUUGCCUUCUGAUUGAUUAACAAUACAUUACACCAAUUGCUAUGGUACACUUCUCUACUUUGGAAAUGCUAUACCAGUAGUUUGCACUCAUAGCUAUCAAAAGCAGCUUAUUUAUAUCCAUCUUAAGUAUACCUAUCCAAGGAAAGAUGCAAAACAUGAUUGGAGAAGAUGGUGUAUAUUCACACAAACAUAUAAUAUAGCUAUGAUGCAAAAAUAUGGCUAGCUCUUAUGAACAGAGGAAUUGUAUCUUUGUAUCACAAAAGUCACAGAAUGUCUGAAUAUACAAAGAAAUAGAUUAUGCUUGUCCAGCUUUGAUUCUUUCAAUGGCCCUAAACUAAACUUGUAAAGCGAGUAUCUCACAGGGUUUCAUUUGCCAACUGGUUGCAAACAGGUGCCAAUGGGCUCCAAUUUGUUGCCUGAAAUUGCAACACUGCGAUUAGUUUGCAUCUGAUAAAAAAA
Molecule: messenger RNA, 2608 nt
Organism: Branchiostoma floridae (Florida lancelet)
Lineage: Eukaryota; Metazoa; Chordata; Leptocardii; Amphioxiformes; Branchiostomatidae
Product: delta-like protein 4
Exons: 4
Coding region: 627-1160 (177 amino acids)
Source: RefSeq, a predicted model, not a curated record